AUCCUCUGCAGUGAAGUACAUCAAGGAGAUGUCUGCCUUCUUUAAAAGCUCCGGGUCCCCUGGAGCAGCCCUCCCGUGGGACUCCCCCCCUUCCACACCGCAGAGGGGCUCUGAUCUCUCCCCCGCUGAGGUGAAAGAGCCUCGCAGCAUCCCGCUGAAAAUGUGCCAGGUUUCACGGAAACAGUGCCCUCCAGACACAGAACACAGGUAUUUCGAGGUCAUCUCAUCCAACAGAAAGAACUCUGUGUUCCUGCGGGCAAAAGACCCGGCCAUGGCUCAGUCCUGGUACAACGCCAUUCAGGCCGGCGCUGCCAGCCUUUUGCCGCGAGUGAAGGAGGAGAUGAAGAGCAUGCAGCCUGGCACCGAGGUCAAACAUCUGGGCUGGAUUACAGAGCAGGUUCCUCAGGGUCCACAGAGGCCUGUUCUGGCCGUGUUGACAGAGAAGGACCUCCUCCUGUAUCCCUCCUUGCCUGAAAGCAAAGAGAGCCUCAUGAGCCCCACCAAGAGUCACCCACUCAUCACCACCAGGUUCUCAUACACAGACAUACUGGUCCACUCCGGCCCAGGGAAAAGCUCUCCUCUCCUGGAGUCGGAGCUGACGUUCGGCCUGCGCUCGGGCACCCAGCAGGGCGUGCAGACUCACGUGUUCCGGGUGGAUUCAGCCAAGGAGCUCUCCGCCUGGACUCAUCUGCUGGUGGACGGUUGCCAUAACGCUGCUGAGCUCAUCAAGGAGGUCACAGCAGCCUGCAGUUGGAAUGGGAAGGAGUGCACCCUGGGAGUGCACAUCGAUGAUGGUUUCACGCUAUUCACAGAAGAAAUGGGUGUGAGGAAAAGUGUUCUCCUGCAGCAGCCGUUCGAGCGCCUCCGCAUGUCCUCCGACGACGGCGUCCGCAUGAUUUUCCUGGACUUCGGAGGCCCCGAAGCUGAGAUUCAACUGGACCUCCACUGCUGCCCGAAGACCCUCGUCUUCAUCAUCCACUCUUUCCUGUCUGCUAAGGUCAAACGACUUGGCCUGCUGGCAUGAUGAAGUCCGCCUUGCCAGAACAUCCCAACAGGAAUAUUCAGUCAAACCACAGCCUUUGAAGACUCUUGUCAAUGAGGCCCUGGAAAAUAAUGCUGACAAGCUCCUUGUUUCCAGCCUCCGCAGGCCUGUGAAGCUUAUCAUCUCUGGUCAGGCACCCCAAGAUCUUUUCUUGUGGAAGAAGCGCAAACAGCAAAAAAUGAUGAACAUUUGUUGAAUUUAUAGAUGUGAGGUAAAAAAGAUCUUUUUCUUUUUCCUUUCUCUACAAACGGCACUAGUCAGUAGCCGCACAAGGGGCCUGACUCCUGUCAAACCUCUCUGAGUUCGUCAUGGCUCUCGAUGAUGAACUGUGUGAAUAUGACAGGCUGUAUCUUAAUGUUUCCAAGCUUGAAAUCCUAAACGUGUUUUUUUUUUUUUUCAGCCAUUGUUUGGUUAUAUUUCAUGUGUCACAGCAAGCCUUUUGUCAGGAGCGUCUUUUCAUCUUUCAAUCUCUGCUUUCUGCGCUGCCAGCAGACAAAACAAAAGUUCUCUCCCAACUGUCCUGAUUGAUGUUGGACAAAUACUUCUAUAAAAGCAGCUUCGGCGGAGUGACAGGAUGACGUGGCCGAUCACUGCAUGAUCAAUAGUUAAUGCUGAACAGUGUACGACUGUAACGAAAUGGUGUUUAUGUGGACAGCUCAGCUGCCGUCGUUUUGAGACAUUUUCUGUGAGAAGAAACGUGCUUUUUAAGAUGAAAUGCAUAUAUUUUUCUUUGCAGCUAAACAGCCUUUUUGUUGUUUUAUUUCUCGUUUUAGCAUUUCUCUUAAUCUGUUACCUAACAAAGGGAAAAAUAGUAUAUUGUAAAAUGGGAUUUUUAAAAAAAAGUGUUGUAAUGUAAGCAAUAAAUUAGAUUUAAGGUUCUGAAUAAAAAAAAGAUGGAGUGUAGUGGAUGUCAGCGAUAUGGCAGGUUGGCUUCAUUUAAUCUGAACCGUCUUAUUAUUUUUUAAUAAAGGAUGAUUUACAGUUUUCUGACUGAGUGCCACAAGCAGAGCAGAUACAUACUUUUAUCAGACCAACUAUACACAAUUUAAUUAUGUAAUUUCAAAUACCACCUGAAAAACGUUGUUUACAUCAUAAAGCGUGUGAUCAUUUUCUUCCUUAUUUGUUGUGUUGACUGAACUUUUGCAGAUUGGGGUCUUUUUUUCUCCCACCUCUUGACAGACCUAUAUAUAUAUAUAUAUAUACAUAUAUAUAUAUAUAUAAAAUAAAAGCAGUUUUUCUUCACUAAUAAAAUGUCAUGUAUAUUCUUAUUUAAACAAAGGUGUGCCUUGCAGGGUUGUUUGUAAAUAAACGU
Messenger RNA from Menidia menidia (Atlantic silverside), 2354 nucleotides. Lineage: Eukaryota; Metazoa; Chordata; Actinopteri; Atheriniformes; Atherinopsidae. The record is from the annotation of a GenBank genome assembly.